AUGUUGUACAAAUUACGCGCAUUUUGGUCCCAAUCCUUCAGACUGCCUCCUCCAACUCUCACGGAGAAAACCCUCCCUGACCAAACGGGCAAAGUCUACCUCAUCACGGGCAGCAACACCGGCGUGGGCUACCAAGUGGCGAGCAUCCUGUACGGACACAACGCCAAAGUGUACGUGGCGGCGCGCACGGAAUCCAAGGCCCUCGCGGCCAUCGACGCCAUCCAAAAAGAACACCCCAAGUCCCAGGGCAAACUCGAGUACCUGCACCUCGACCUGUCGGACCUGAGCACCAUCAAGGCCAGCGCCGAGGACUUCCUGUCGCGCGAGGACAAGCUGCACUGGCUGAACAACAACGCCGGCGUGAUGGUGCCCCCGAACGGCUCCAAGGGCGCCCAGGGCCUGGACCUGACCUACCAAACCAACAUCCUGGGCCCGUUCCUGUUCACCAAGCUCCUCCUCCCGAUCCUGCGGCGCACGGCCGAGGACGAGCCCAAGGGCGCCGUGCGCGUCAGUUGGGCCGGCAGUCUGGCGGUCGUGCUGCAGAGCCCCCCGGGCGGCAUGAGCUGGAAGACCGGCGCCGACGGGAAGGAGACGCUGGACGACAAGAACAAUAACACGCACACGUACGGGGUCAGCAAGGCCGCCAACUACUUUUUCGGCACCGAGUUUGGGAAACGGUUCGGGGCCAGGGAUGGAGUGUUGCACAAUUGCUACAACCCGGGCAACCUCGCGUCGGAUCUACAACGCCACGCCAACAAACAGUACCCCAGCUGGGCCCUGUGGUUCCUGGACAAGCUGCUGUACCCGGUCGUGUUCGGCGCCUACACUGAACUGUACGCGGGCCUGUCGCCCGACCUGACCCUCGACGCGGACCAGGGCGCCUACAUCAUCCCCUGGGGCCGGAAGGGGUCGGUCCGCCCGGACCUGGUGGCCGAGGCCGUCACCAAGGACGACGGCGAGGCCAAGAAGUUGUUUGACUGGUGCGACGCGGUCACGAGGGAGUAUGCUUGA
Fonsecaea erecta is the source of this 1011-nucleotide messenger RNA. RefSeq lists its product as hypothetical. Lineage: Eukaryota; Fungi; Ascomycota; Eurotiomycetes; Chaetothyriales; Herpotrichiellaceae. The coding region runs from base 1 to 1011 and encodes 336 amino acids. The transcript has 2 exons. The record is from RefSeq and is a predicted model, not a curated record.